GAGGAGGUGGAAGAGCACAAGAAGAACCUGUCUUCGUUCGGGAGUUCCAAGGAUUACAUCGACGCCUACCUCACCGAAAUGGAACAACAGAAGUCUCGAGGAGAAAUCAAUCCCAAUUUCUCAGAAUUCCAAUUGCGAGUGAAUAUCUCGGAUCUGUUCCUCGCCGGAAGCGAGACGACUUCCAACACCAUCCGUUGGUGCGUCCUUUUCCUCCUCUGUCAUCCUGAAAUUCAGGAGAAACUUCAGGCUGAAGUUGACGACGUCGUCGGGCGCGACAGACUUCCUUCUCUCAACGAUCGAGACAGGAGACAGAAAGGGAAGGUGAAAUGA
Messenger RNA from Darwinula stevensoni, 330 nucleotides. NCBI's taxonomy places the organism in Eukaryota, Metazoa, Arthropoda, Ostracoda, Podocopida, Darwinulidae. The record is from the annotation of a GenBank genome assembly.